GUGAGAACGCUGUUAAAGCAUCAUUGUUGAUUUUGUAUUACUGGGCUCUGGAGGCUGGUGAACAGAAAAUGGCUGCCACGUUUAACUGGUUUCUUGUAUUGAGCUCUGUGUUUUUAUGCAACCUUGUUAAAUCUUUUCUGCCUUCGAUUUCUUCAUUUCUGUCAAGGAUCUUUCAGAAAGAUGCUGAACAGGAGAUGGAGAUGCGGACAGAGAUCCAGAACAUGAAGAUGGAGCUUUCUACCAUCAGUAUAAUGGAUGAGUUUGCCAGAUACGCUAGACUGGAGCGGAAGAUCAACAAGAUGACUGACCAGCUAAAGACUCUUGUCAAAUCAAGAACUGCACAGCAGGCAAAAAUGAAGUGGAUUGUGAAUAUUGCAUUCUACAUUCUUCAAGCAGUGCUAAUGAUCUCACUUAUAUUGAAGUAUUAUGCAGACCCAGUUACUGUGGUGCCUAGUAAAUGGAUUUCUCCGCUUGAGAAACUAGUAGCCUUUCCAUCUGGAGUCACAGGUGGUGUUGGAAUCACAUGCUGGCUAGUUGUCUGCAACAAGGUGGUUGCCAUUGGUCUACAUGCUGUCAGUUAAACAGAGUUGCCUCAAUUAUUUCAGUGUUGUCUCAUCAUGUGCAGUGACUGGAUUUUUGAUACUUGUUUGAAGUUUCUUUCAAGCUCCAUGAAAUGUAUUUGUUUUUUAAAUACUGGUCAUAACAGGUCUGUAGUAAAUUGUUUUUAGAAAAACGAUAUUAUUUUAUUAA
Messenger RNA from Paramisgurnus dabryanus, 750 nucleotides. RefSeq names its product guided entry of tail-anchored proteins factor 1 (gene get1). Gene Ontology annotation, biological process: tail-anchored membrane protein insertion into ER membrane. Gene Ontology annotation, cellular component: GET complex. Gene Ontology annotation, molecular function: protein-membrane adaptor activity. Lineage: Eukaryota; Metazoa; Chordata; Actinopteri; Cypriniformes; Cobitidae. The record is from RefSeq and is a predicted model, not a curated record.